ACAGUGAGUUGAAGUUGAAUUUAUGCUGGCUCUGAUUCUCCCUAUCUUCAAAUCCGUCUUUUUUUGGUGGUUUUAUGGUUCCCAAAUUAUUAUAUCUCAGCCAGUUCCUAAAAGUUUCCACUGUUGGCAUUUUUACCCCUUUCGGUCUGGAUUUGCGUAGGCUCCAAGUACUCCUCUUUUCACUCUUUAAUCUCAAAAGCUACUCUAGGAUCGCACAGAGAAGAGAGAGAAAGAGAGAGAGUGAGUAAUGGAGGAAUAUCCAUUUCUCCGUGGUUGACUAUGUUCUAACGGGAAUCAGUACUUGUACUUGAGCUCCGAUUCUUAACAUUCCAUACCCUCUCCUGAUUCUUCAUCUCUUCCUGGUGAGUUCUCAAGAAUAUUAUUUCUCUCUUCCUUUCGCUUUCGCCUCUAGUUAUCCAGCACGCUUAAUCUUGCGGUGAUUUUAAUCAAUCUACAGUUGGGGUUAAUUUGUUGAGGGUGUUUAUUUUCUACAUACGGAGCCUGAAUUGGGUCCGCUGCUUCUCAAAAUCUGGAGUUGGCUUGUUUAAUUGCCAUGCGGUGUGAUUGAUAUUGGUUCAAGAGCAAGAUCAUCGCUUUUGUAUGGUUGAGAUUAAUUUGCAACGGGAAUAAGUUAGCUGAUCUGCACGCAAAUAAUAAUAAUAAUAAUCCAUAUAAUGGGUUGGUUUACAAAGCUGAUGAAGGGCUCCAACCAUAAAAUUUCAAGGGGACAUUACCAUGGGAAAUAUGGAAAUGACCAAUUUUGGGAUGACCAUCGUAAUGCAGAGGAUGAUUUAAAUGAUACUGAGAAAGAAGACAUCGACUGGGCAAUUGCACUCUCUCUGUCAGAGGAGGAUCAGAAAGGGAAAAAGGUUAUUGAGUAUGCCUCACAGUCAGAAGAUGAAGAACUUUGUCCAAUUGAUGAGGAGGAAGAUGAACAUCUUGGUAAAGUUCAAGAAGAGGAAGCUGAAAUUCCUGCUAACAUUCAAAAGGAGGAAGAUGAACAUGACGCAAAUCUUCAACUUGAGGAAGAUGAGCAACUUGCGAGAGCAAUUCAAGAAAGUCUAAGCAUGGGUUCUCCUCCUCGAUAUGAUGCAGGGUCUUCAUUUCAACCAUUUUCUCUAUUUUCCACUGGAUACAGGAUCUGUGCUGGCUGCAACGCUGAGAUUGGCCAUGGAAGAUUUUUAAGCUGUAUGGGAGGCGUCUGGCAUCCAGAAUGUUUUCGUUGUCAAGCUUGCAAUCUUCCAAUUACUGAUCACGAGUUUUCUAUGUCUAGCAAUCGCCCUUACCACAAAUCCUGCUACAGGGAGCAGCAUCACCCAAAAUGUGAUGUUUGCAAGAAUUUUAUUCCAACAAAUUCAGCUGGCCUCAUUGAAUAUAGAGCACAUCCUUUUUGGCUACAAAAAUACUGUCCAUCACAUGAGCGUGAUGGCACUCCUCGCUGCUGUAGCUGUGAAAGAAUGGAGUCAAGGGACGCAAAGUAUCUUUUGCUGGAUGAUGGCCGGAAGCUAUGCCUAGAGUGUCUAGACUCUGCAAUAAUGGAUACUCAUGAAUGCCAGCCACUUUACCUUGAAAUACAAGAGUUUUAUGAAGGUUUGAACAUGAAAGUGGAGCAGCAAGUUCCUAUGCUUUUGGUUGAGAGACAAGCACUGAAUGAGGCAAUGGAGGGAGAAAAGAAUGGUCAUCACCACUUACCUGAAACUAGAGGACUUUGCUUGUCAGAAGAGCAGACUGUCACCACUAUUUUGAGGAGACCAAAGAUUGGCGCAGGCUACCGAAUCAUGGACAUGAUAACUGAACCUUAUAGGCUGAUCCGUCGCUGUGAAGUUACUGCCAUUCUUGUUUUAUAUGGCCUUCCGAGGUUGUUAACGGGAUCAAUCCUGGCUCAUGAGAUGAUGCAUGCAUGGCUCCGGCUUAAAGGUUACCCUAGUCUGAGACCCGAAGUUGAAGAGGGAAUUUGCCAAGUUUUGGCUCAUAUGUGGUUAGAUUCAGAAAUAUAUUCUGGAUCUGGGGGCGACGGUGCAUCAUCUUCGACGUCAUCUUCAUCAUCAUCCUCACCUUCCUCCUCAUGCUCCACAUCAUCAAAGAAGGGCAAAAGGUCUGACUUUGAGAAGAAACUGGGCGAGUUUUUUAAACACCAGAUUGAGUCUGAUACCUCAUCAGCUUAUGGAGAUGGAUUCAGAUCGGGUAACCAGGCAGUACUCAAGUAUGGGCUCAGAAGGACCCUUGACCAUAUCCAACUGACAGGAACUUUUCCAGUAUGAGGAUGAUUUUAAAAAAUUGCUUUACUAUCACAAGGACCUAUACCACAACUUUUUGUCAUAUAAACCCUAUAGAAUGCAAAUAUUCCAAAAUCAUAUCAUUUUAAACUUAUUUAGACAAAAUAAGAGAUCCGUUGUAGCGUGCAGGUGCUGUAAUAUGUGAAUUGCUUGUCACCACACCGUAUAUAUGCUUACAGACGCUUUACAGAAUUUGAGAAAAUUAAACAGUGAAUGUAUAGAAUUAAUAUUGGUGUG
Neltuma alba is the source of this 2513-nucleotide messenger RNA. Its product is annotated as protein DA1-related 1. The transcript has 12 exons. NCBI's taxonomy places the organism in Eukaryota, Viridiplantae, Streptophyta, Magnoliopsida, Fabales, Fabaceae. Bases 675 to 2261 code for a protein of 528 amino acids. Gene Ontology annotation, molecular function: ubiquitin binding. The record is from RefSeq and is a predicted model, not a curated record.